AUGGCUGAAGAAAAGAAAAUUCCUGUUACGAACGAGAGCAUGGGAAAGCCUCUUUCGGCUAAGAAUCAGGUCCUCACUGCUGGUGCUGCUGAGUUUCGACCUGUGAAGCAUAUCUGCGCUCAUCUCAACGCCUUUCACGCAUACGCCGAUGAUCUCUCUCGCUUUGUUGAAACAAACCACUACUGCGCCCAUCUAAACGAGGACGUCCGCCAAUGUCUCCUCUACGAUUCCGACGAGCCCAACGCGCGCCUCAUCGGCAUCGAAUACAUGAUAACCCCCAAACUCUACGAAACCCUCGACAAAGAAGAGCGCAGACUCUGGCACUCGCACGUCUACGAAGUGAAAUCCGGAAUGCUCAUAAUGCCGAACCGCGCGGUGCCCGAGAGCGCAUGGCAGGUGGCUGAGAACUACGAGAUGGACCAAGUUGUGCAGCUAUACGGAAAGGUGUAUCAUUUGUGGCAGACGGAUCGCGGUGAUACGCUACCGUUGGGGGAGCCGAAGCUUAUGACGAGUUUUACGGCGGAUGGACAGUUUGACUUUGAGAAGCAUGUGGGGGAGAGGGAUCGGAAGUUUGGAACGGAUUGGAGGGUUAAGAAGGAGGCGAGGAAGGAUAUUCCUAGUCCGGUUGUUCAUGAGGAUGCGGAUCAGGCGUGGAAGAACAAUUGA
This is a messenger RNA of Fusarium proliferatum ET1, 666 nucleotides long. RefSeq lists its product as uncharacterized. The coding region runs from base 1 to 666 and encodes 221 amino acids. The transcript is spliced from 4 exons. The record is from RefSeq and is a predicted model, not a curated record. NCBI's taxonomy places the organism in Eukaryota, Fungi, Ascomycota, Sordariomycetes, Hypocreales, Nectriaceae.